AUGUCAGUAGAUCUCUCAUCUGACUGUGACUGUCCUAACUGUUUGGAGGGUACUCAGAGUGAGUCUGAUUCUAAUUCCUCUUCCAAGAAGAGAGAUAAUGGCUCUUUAUAUUCAAAAUCAAGGAAGCAAUCCAUGCCUUCUUUUAACAUGCAAUGCUCUCCCACUCAGUGUGGUUCAUCUGGACUGGAGAGUGAUAACAAAAAAGACUCAAGGUUUCUUCCAUCAGAGCAAGAAAACACUGAGGAGUUUUCUAAAAAAAAGUCUCUCAGUAUGAGCCCUGCGGAUAUCAGCACAAAAAUUGGACCACUGAAAGAGCUGACUAUCCAAGAAUUACUGAGGGAGUUUGGGGAUAGUGGGAAGUUGGAAUCAAACUCCACCUCUCUGGGCCACUUUAGAGAUCAGGUGGUUAUGAAGUUCAGAAGAGCUCUGUAUUAUUCUGGAAUCUGGGUGGCACAGGUCCGAGGUUACAAAUAUGAAAAGCACUUUUCAGCUAAUUAUUUCAAAAGAAAUCCUGAUAGCCUCCAUCGGCUGAUUCCCUGGCUGAAACGGGAACUAACAGCUGUUUAUGGAGAUUAUGGCUACACAGUGAAGAACAUUCUAGCCUCCAUCCUCCAUCACUUGAAAAAAUAUGAUUUGGACAGCGAGUCCUUCAUUCAUCUUCUGGAACCUUAUCUCCAACAACAUACCCACCACUUCCUGCAUGAGUUUAUCAGUUUUGUUCAGUCACCUUACAACAUGGAGACCUAUGACCAGCGAGCCAUCUAUCAUUGUCCUUCCAUAUCGACAGAAAAUUGGGUGAAAAAGAAACCCUUUAGUUCAGCUCCUAUUUUGCUCUUGACUGAGAAUCGUGCUCUAAUGAAAUCUCAGCCUGAUACAAAGCAACCUAAAAACACCCAGAAUCAAUUGAAUGAGGAGAGAUCUCAGUCUGAUUUGAAACAGUUUCCAAGUGGUAACUCUUCCUUGAAAAGUUUUAAAAUUCCACAAGUGCAUCAUGAAACAGCAAUCAAAAUCCCUGUUGGGACCAAAGACAAACCAGAGUCAGGCAAUCACAAAGGCAUAAUUUCUACUAAUAAUAUUCUGAAUUGGGCUACUCCCAAAGAAAGAGAUCUAGGCAUAGUGACUUGCCAAAAAAAGACGCAAGAGAAAAAGACAGGGAUAAAAUUAUUUCCUGGUUAUGUCCAGGAUCCAAAGAGUGAAACAACUGCAUGUACCGUCAGUACUCCAGCCAUUUCUAAUCAGGUGCAGUCAUGGAAAUACAACCUGAGAAAAGGAAGGGUUUUGAGCCUUGGACAACAGAAAAUAAUUCAUAAAAAGGAAGUAGAAAAAAAUAAAUACUCAGAUUCUUCACCAAAGAUUUUUCAGAGUUUGCCCAGAGAAAGAUCCUUGAUGAAUUGCAAACCCAGAAAGAGAGACCCCUCUUGGAGUGGCAUCUCAGAAAAUAACCUGUCUCCUAAAAGGGAUGGUAGAAAGCCAAGUUCAUUCAGAAAAAAGAAAGUAAGGCGCAAAAAAUCCUCUUCUUUUGUAGAAGUUGGUUCACACUCCAGUAGAAGACUCGAAAGACGUUCAAGGUCCAGUACUCACAGAUCCAAAUCCUGGUGUGUUGGACAUAGAAAGAGAUCUAUAAGCAGAGAAUCAAGUAUCUCUCUGGAAGGAAGUCACAGUAGUGAACCUGUCACCCGGAAUACGUGCUGUGCAUCCUCAAAAGAAAGAAAUAUACAUGGUAGCAAAUCACACUAUGAGAGAAUAUCUUUGACCCCAGUCCAAUAUGCAAAGCUUUCUUCAACUGCUGGGAAAAGACCCAAUUGUCCUUAUAAAGAUGAAGGUGCUUCCCCAACUAGAAGUCACUAUAACAGUUCCACAUGCCUAGACAUUGAGAAACAUAGAUCCCCAAGUAAACAGGAGAUGAAGUGCAAAACAACUUUUCCAAGAGAUAGAAGAACCAAAGCAGUUAGGCACAGAAAAAACAAGUGCCCGCAUAUAGAUAAACAGAUCCCAGAGAAAGUUGGUGAUGCACUGGGGGAUCUGGAUGAUAUAAAGCAAGUGAGCUGUGUCUCUGAAUGUGCACCUGCCUGCCGGAGGCAAAUCCCCCCAAACCAGAAGUCAAGUCUUCUGAAAGGUCUUGGAUGGUCAAGCUAA
Messenger RNA from Marmota flaviventris (yellow-bellied marmot), 2136 nucleotides. RefSeq names its product E3 ubiquitin-protein ligase Topors-like. Gene Ontology annotation, biological process: protein polyubiquitination; protein monoubiquitination. NCBI's taxonomy places the organism in Eukaryota, Metazoa, Chordata, Mammalia, Rodentia, Sciuridae. The record is from RefSeq and is a predicted model, not a curated record. Gene Ontology annotation, molecular function: ubiquitin protein ligase activity.